AUGGCUUCGGGCGGCGGACGCAAAUGGCAACAGUUGCUGCAGGAGCUGAUAAUGAUUGCUGGCACAUCCCUCUCCACAUAUUUCGUAGUCCGAUUCCUCCUCUCCAAAGUCGAGUUUGAUCCCGAAAGCCAGAAGCAUGAGGAAGCAAAGCGGAGAUCUGCGGCCAUAUUGCGACGCCUCAAUACACCCAAAGAUUCAGAUGACGAAUCCCAGAGCCGGAGGGGUCGUCCACGAAGACAGAAGAAAGAAGAUCUCGUGCUGUCUCAUUAUGAGCAGGCCAUCGCAAUGGACGUGGUGGCACCGGAGGACAUCCCCGUGUCAUUUAACGACAUUGGUGGGCUGGAAGAUAUCAUUGAAGAAUUGAAGGAGUCCGUCAUAUACCCCUUAACUAUGCCACAGUUGUAUUCCUCCACAUCCUCACUCCUAAGUGCACCUUCCGGUGUGCUUCUCUACGGCCCACCGGGCUGUGGCAAGACGAUGCUGGCAAAGGCUCUCGCCCACGAGAGCGGCGCGUGCUUUAUAAACCUUCACAUCUCAACUCUAACAGAGAAAUGGUACGGCGACUCGAACAAGCUGGUCAACGCAGUAUUUUCUCUCGCACGAAAACUGGAGCCCAGCAUAGUUUUCAUCGACGAGAUCGAUGCGGUGCUAGGGACUCGGCGGAGCGGCGAGCAUGAGGCUAGCGGCAUGGUCAAGGCCGAGUUCAUGACGCAUUGGGACGGGCUGACCUCGGCAAAUACAUCUGGCCAACCGCAGCGCGUUCUUAUACUGGGCGCCACGAAUCGGAUCCAGGACAUCGACGAGGCGAUUCUCAGACGCAUGCCGAAGAAAUUCCCUGUUACUUUACCGCCCACUGCGCAGCGAUUACGGAUACUGGGACUUAUAUUAAAGGAUACAAAGAUUGACCGGGAGAACUUCGAUUUGGAUUUCCUCGUCAAGGCCAUGUCUGGGAUGUCUGGCAGUGAUAUGAAAGAGGCUUGUAGGGAUGCUGCCAUGGUACCUAUCCGGGAGUUGAUACGAUCAAAACGAGACUCGGGAAUUACAAUGGAGACAGUUAACCCUGAUGAAGUCCGCGGGUUGCGUACGGAAGAUUUCUUUAAACGGGCUGGUGGGGGGAAGACUUUAAUAAGUGCAGCAGCAGGUGGUUACAGUGCGGAUAAGCGUAAAGCGGCCCUGACCAAGACCUCUAGCAGCCAAAAACAGUCUGGAAAGGAGUGGACGACUGAUUUGGAAUAG
Messenger RNA from Paracoccidioides brasiliensis Pb18, 1236 nucleotides. RefSeq lists its product as uncharacterized. Gene Ontology annotation, molecular function: ATP binding; ATP hydrolysis activity. Gene Ontology annotation, cellular component: mitochondrial outer membrane. Bases 1 to 1236 code for a protein of 411 amino acids. The transcript has 2 exons. The record is from RefSeq and is a predicted model, not a curated record.